UGGAUGAAAUUUGUAGCUUCCUAGAUACUCACAUGGAAACACGCAAAAUAAGUUUGUGGAGGCGGGUUGCUUUAGCUGUCACACGUGCCUGUAGCUGGAGCUCAGUAAAUUUGGAUACAGCGAUUUGAAGUAUUCAGUAGCAUAAUGAAGAUAGAGGAGGUGAAGAGUACAACUAAGACUCAACGUAUUGCUGCCCAUAGCCAUGUGAAGGGUCUUGGACUGGAUGAUAAUGGGGUAGCUAAACAGGCUGCUGCAGGGCUUGUUGGCCAGGAGAACGCCCGGGAGGCUUGUGGUAUCAUAGUGGAACUUAUCAAGUCAAAGAAGAUGUCUGGAAGGGCAGUCCUGCUUGCAGGACCUCCAGGAACUGGCAAGACAGCAUUGGCACUGGCUGUUGCUCAAGAGUUGGGCAAUAAAGUACCUUUCUGUCCAAUGGUAGGCAGUGAAGUUUAUUCCACUGAGAUCAAGAAGACUGAAGUACUGAUGGAGAAUUUCAGAAGGGCUAUAGGUCUGAGAAUUAAAGAAACAAAAGAAGUGUAUGAAGGUGAAGUAACAGAACUGACACCUUGUGAAACUGAGAACCCCAUGGGAGGGUAUGGAAAGACCAUUAGCCAUGUUAUUAUUGGACUGAAAACUGCAAAAGGAACUAAGCAACUUAAGCUUGACCCCAGUAUAUAUGAGAGCCUUCAGAAGGAACGAGUGGAAGUAGGAGAUGUAAUUUAUAUUGAAGCCAAUAGUGGUGCUAUCAAGAGACAGGGCAGGUGUGAUACAUAUGCCACGGAAUUUGACCUUGAAGCUGAAGAGUAUGUACCUCUGCCAAAAGGAGACGUGCACAAAAAAAAAGAAAUCAUUCAAGAUGUUACACUUCAUGACCUGGAUGUAGCAAAUGCCAGACCACAGGGAGGACAAGACAUACUUUCAAUGAUGGGGCAACUAAUGAAGCCCAAAAAAACAGAAAUUACAGAUAAAUUACGUGGCGAAAUUAACAAGGUGGUGAAUAAGUAUAUUGACCAAGGUAUUGCUGAGCUUGUGCCUGGUGUGUUGUUUAUUGAUGAAGUUCACAUGCUCGACAUUGAGUGCUUUACCUAUCUACACCGAGCCCUGGAGUCCACAAUUGCACCCAUUGUCAUCUUUGCUACCAACCGUGGGAACUGUGUUGUUCGAGGCACUGAAGACGUGGUGUCUCCCCAUGGAAUUCCUCUUGACCUUCUUGAUCGGGUGAUGAUUAUUAGAACAAUGCUAUAUACCCCACAGGAGAUGAAACAGAUUAUAAAGAUUCGUGCACAGACUGAAGGAAUUAGCAUUAGUGAAGAGUCCCUAAAUUACCUGGGAGAAAUCGGUACCAAGACUACAUUACGAUAUGCUGUGCAGUUGCUGACACCAGCCAACCUUUUAGCCAAGAUUAAUGGAAAAGACAGCAUUGAGAAAGAGCAUGUGGAAGAAAUUAACGAGUUAUUCUAUGAUGCCAAAUCAUCUGCAAAAAUCUUAGCUGACCAGCAAGAGAAGUAUAUGAAAUAAAUAUCUCCUGUUGUAGAAGAAAAGAGCACUUUGGUAGAUUCUUCUGCCAUUUCGUGCCACUGUGUCCUGGGCAUUGGAUUUCAGUGGCAGACUCUGCAGUGCAGGGUUAUUCAUUUUCAAAACUGGAGACUCCAGUGAGGGAUACUUUCUUAGUACCCAAAUUGGUGAAUAGUCCUUACUGUAGUCAAUAAAUAACAGAAGAUGUUGACUGAUUUGUGAAAUGGAGGGGUAUUUUUUGAAAAGCUCUGAGUGCUGUUUCAUUUCAGCAUUUGAAUGCAUACUUGUAACAAUGUUAGAUUACUGCUUUUUCCUGAAUUGACUAAUAUUAGCCAUUUUACUCUCUACUUUCUUUUUACCUUGUUGUUUCUUUCCUAGUUCCUUUUAACUUCUGUUUGUUCUGUUUUAUGUCUCUUGCCUCCCUUCCCUCAUGUGCCUUGUUUCACAUUUUCCUUCCCCACCUCUUUAUUUCUUUGUCUGUUGUGGUAUGUUCACUUUUUUGUUUAGUGUUACUUAACCGGUCACAGUUCACUGCAUUGUAGUUCAUGGUAUAUGUUUUUCAGUAAGAAUAUGUGAAUGAUUCCUCCCACUUCAAAGUUUCCAGAUUUCUACACAAUUGUAUAAAUGACAUUGUUUUUUUUUUUUUUUUUUUUUUAAAUAGAAAACUGUGAAUGCAAAGUUGUGUUUGCAUUGAACUUGUACAUUGGGCCUGCUUAAUAUUACAGUAUAUUUUGUAGUAAAGUUAUGUAACAAGUAUGCUAACUUUUGUCCUGGUGUAAUUAUUGGUUACCUGUGAAUGUCAGCUAAUGUAAAUCCCUUUUCUUAAUUGCAUCCUGAGCCCAAAGAACAGCAUAAUACAUGUGUGUUUAUAGAAACUGUAUCAUUUGUGAUGGUCCAGAAUUUUUUGGUAGUUCACUUUUGCAUACUGUGCAAAGUGUGGAAGUGUUUGAAAUACACAAUAUUGUUAAUCAGUCUUCUUCUUCUUAAUUUACUUUAUUACAUUUAUUUUAUAUUUUCAGAGGAACUGCUCACUGUCCGUUUAAUUAUUUGAGUUUACAUGGGUGAGUCUUACGUUGUUGAGCACAUUUUAUUACUUAGACUUUUGUGUAUGUUAGUAAGUAGCAUUGUUCUCCUUUAGCUGUGAUGUGUUUUUCUAAGGCUUCUUAGAGGUAUUCCUUUUAGUUUACUUUAUGCCUCUUUGCAUACCUUUCCAGCUGACCAUCAGCUACUCAGUAUUGCUUCAUCUGGUCCUAACUUUUUGUCCCCAGUACUACUCCCUCUGGUGUGCUAAUACUUUUGUUAUGCCUAAAAGGGCAGGACUUUUUGAUGUCACACACAUCACUGUGUGUAGCAUCAGUUAGUUCUUGACUCCCCCAUCCACAUUAUGCAGAAUUCAGUGUUUAUCUGCUGUGCAAUACACUACCCCUACAGUAGGGGAGAGUGGUACAUUGCAGUCAGAAAUCCCACCCUCCUUCUCAGAAUGUGCAAGCUGAGAAUUGCAUUUCCUUCCCACCUAUCCCCACCUGUCUCCUCCUGCGUUUGAGCCACUAAUUAAACUCGGGACAUCUGGGUUGCAGUCAAGCUUUCAUCCACCUGCACCACAGAGCUGGGGGUAUUUUAGUUUACUCUCUAAUACCUUAGCAUUAUACACGUGUCUGACUUACCUAGUCUGUGGCUCCCUGUGGCAUUGCCAUAGUGAUGAAUGCUUUUUGUUGUACUGUACUUUGUGCAUGAAGUUGUAAGCAAAAUUCCACCUGGUACUUGCUUGUAGUUUAUACCCAACAGGUGGGGAAGAAGUUUAUUGAUAGAGUUUUUUUUUGUUAUUACUGUCCAGAGCAGAAAGUUAACUAAGGUAGUUAUGCUUGUUCUAGUAAGUAAGUAAAAAAAAGUCAUUGCUUUCAGGAUGGGCAUUACUUUAAAAAGGCGAGAUGUUUGUAAAGAAUCAGUGGGAACUUAACUGCAUGCUUUGAACUCCAUAUAUAAGGUAUCUUGAGGCAGAACGUGGACAUUUGGACAAAUAAAUCCUGCUGUAUAAGAAUAAAAUGGAGCACAUCCUUCAUAGUAUUUGUGUGAUUGCUAAAUAAAGAGCCACUAUCUUA
This is a messenger RNA of Protopterus annectens (West African lungfish), 3611 nucleotides long. RefSeq names its product RuvB like AAA ATPase 1 (gene RUVBL1). Gene Ontology annotation, molecular function: ATP binding; DNA helicase activity; ATP hydrolysis activity. The coding region runs from base 145 to 1515 and encodes 456 amino acids. Gene Ontology annotation, cellular component: NuA4 histone acetyltransferase complex; Swr1 complex; R2TP complex. Gene Ontology annotation, biological process: chromatin remodeling; regulation of transcription by RNA polymerase II; box C/D snoRNP assembly. NCBI's taxonomy places the organism in Eukaryota, Metazoa, Chordata, Ceratodontiformes, Protopteridae. The record is from RefSeq and is a predicted model, not a curated record. The transcript is spliced from 11 exons.